AGGAAUCACACCUUGGUGCAUCUCAGAGGAUCCAACCCUCCUCACACGGAUACACUUUCCGUCAAGUUACCGUCGUCGGAAUCAAAGCCCAAUCGGAUUCCAAAUUCCACCCUGUUCUGUUCCCUUAACAUUCCAAUUUAUUUCCAAUAUUCCAUAUCAAAACAUAUCAUUUCCACUGGUAACCGUCCGAUCCGAUUGGGGAAUAACUCCAUAGAUCACUCACUCAGGUCAAUUAACAGAUUACAGAAAUGGUGGUGUGGUGGAGGUAGGAGAUGGAGAAGAAAAGAGUAGAUGAAAGUGUGCAGGUACCAGCUCCAAUACGAGUAGACAGAUUUGGUUUUGCAAAACAGGAACAUAUCUCACCUGAUAGACUUGCUAAAAGCAAGUCUGCUUUUGAGUAUCAGAGCAGGGAAGAGAGAAAACUUAGAAAAUGGAGGAAAAUGAUUGGUGUUGGAGGUAGUGAUUGGAAGCAUUAUGUAAGAAGGAAACCUAAUGUUGUUAAACGGCGCAUACGGAAGGGAAUCCCUGACAGUUUGAGAGGUCUUGUUUGGCAGUUGAUUUCUGGUAGCCGGGAUCUCUUGUUGAUGAACCCUGGUGUUUAUGAGCAACUAGUGAUAUAUGAGACUUCAGCAUCUGAGCUAGAUAUAAUACGGGAUAUAUCGCGUACGUUUCCUUCACAUGUAUUCUAUCAGCAGCGACAUGGACCUGGUCAAAGAUCACUUUACAACGUUUUGAAGGCCUACUCGGUAUACGAUAGGGAGGUUGGAUAUGUACAGGGUAUGGGGUUUUUAGCCGGUCUCUUACUGCUUUACAUGAGCGAAGAAGAUGCGUUUUGGCUUUUAGUGGCAUUAUUGAAAGGAGCUGUCCAUGCUCCAAUGGAAGGAUUAUAUUUGGAGGGAUUGCCUCUUGUUCAACAAUAUUUGUUUCAGUUUGAUAAUCUAAUGAGAGAGUACAUGCCAAAGUUAGGCGAACACUUUACACGAGAAAUGAUAAACCCUAGCAUGUAUGGAAGCCAGUGGUUUAUUACGGUUUUCUCGUAUUCUUUUCCUUUCCAUCUGGCUCUUCGAAUUUGGGAUGUUUUCCUCUACGAGGGUGUCAAGAUUGUUUUUAAAGUUGGCCUUGCUCUUCUUAAAUAUUGCCAUGAUGACUUGGUGAAGUUACCGUUUGAGAAACUUAUACCUGCUCUUAAGAACUUCCCUGAUGAUGCUAUGGAUCCAGAUAAGUUGCUUCCAAUGGCCUACUCAUAUAAGGUAUCGAAGCGUUUGGAGGAACUUAAGCUUGAGUAUGAGAAGAAAAAUGGGAAGCUAGCAGCAUCCAAGGCAAAGCAAAAACAGAAGCAUCCGGCUUGAAUAUGGAACAGGUGCAUCGUAUAUUGUAAAUACAUGGAGUUCAAUUCUUUUAGAUGUUCCUGGAUCCUAUUUGGCACUAGUUUUUGUAAUUUGGCAUUAAUUUUUUUAUAUACCGAGUGAUAUUGAUCAUGUUUGCAAGUAAAUCUUUGAUCUUAGUUGACACAGAUUGUUUAUCA
Molecule: messenger RNA, 1525 nt
Organism: Helianthus annuus (common sunflower)
Lineage: Eukaryota; Viridiplantae; Streptophyta; Magnoliopsida; Asterales; Asteraceae
Product: EVI5-like protein
Exons: 9
Coding region: 273-1349 (358 amino acids)
Source: RefSeq, a predicted model, not a curated record